This is a messenger RNA of Aegilops tauschii subsp. strangulata, 1433 nucleotides long. RefSeq names its product receptor homology region, transmembrane domain- and RING domain-containing protein 1. NCBI's taxonomy places the organism in Eukaryota, Viridiplantae, Streptophyta, Magnoliopsida, Poales, Poaceae. The record is from RefSeq and is a predicted model, not a curated record.
GAACCGAUGGGGAAAGAAAGAGGGAGAAAAGCGCACGAAAAGAAAGCAGAGAGAAAUGAAACUGCCCUGCUGCUGAGGCCGGCCUCCUGGCGAUGAGCCCCCGCCGCCGUCCCCCCCUGCUCCUCCUCGCCGCCGUCGCCCUCGCCUGCGCCUGCGCCGCCGCCCGCCCCUGCGCGGCCCUCGUCCGCCUCGGCGCCGCCUCCUUCGUCGACGCCCCCGCGCGCUUCGGGCCCCGGGUGACCGGCGACGGGAUAUGCGGGUCGCUGCGCGCCGCGGACCCCGCCGACGCGUGCGCGCCCGUCAGGGCCGCCCCCGGCGGGAGCGGCGGGAUGGCGUUCGUGCUGAUCGCGCGCGGGAACUGCAGCUUCGAGGGCAAGGUGCGGGCGGCGCAGCGGGCCGGCUUCGACGCCGCGCUCGUCCACGACGACGAGGACAAGGCCAGCCUCUACUCCAUGGUUGGUGAUCCUGAGGGCAUACACAUACCUGCGGUAUUCGUAUCUAAAAUGGCUGGGGAAACUUUAAAGAAGUUUGCUAGAGGUGAAGAUGGUGAGUGCUGCAUAAACUCGUCGAUGGAUGAGACUGCAGGGACAGUGUUGGUGAUGUCCUUCGUAUCACUUGUUGUCAUCAUAUCAGUUGUAGCUUCAUUUCUUUUCGCCCGGAACUGCCGACUUUUACGCCAUGGAGUUGAUAAUCGCCCACCUUACAUCAAAAAACAUGUGGUGGAAAAGCUUCCUUCUGUGGUAUAUAAAGCUCCCUGCUCAAGUGGCAACAAUUGUGAAGAAGCCUGUGCCAUUUGUUUAGAAGACUAUGAUAAUGGUGACAUGCUUAGACUUCUCCCAUGCAAACAUGAAUUUCAUGUGGAGUGCAUUGAUCCCUGGCUGACAAAGUGGGGCACAUUUUGCCCAGUAUGCAAACUGGAGGUACUCACAGGUGAAUAAGCAGGCAAGCUAGGAGUAAAUCUCAGGUGAAUAAGCAAGCCUCCGUUACUGCAUAUAUACAAGUAGUGCUCGGCGGCGGUUAUAUCCAAGUGUGCUGAACUGGUGGAUCUGUUGGCUGGGUUUGCAAGAUAGAUCAAUGCCGAACAUUUUAUCAUGAGGAUGGAGUAUGGGCCGCGGUUUGUGAGACUGGGCCCGUCUUAAUACCCGGUAGAAGAUUGCCUUAUGUCGUUAACAUUGAGAUGAAUCGUUUAAUUGGGGUGUAGUAUGUGGAAGCCAUCUUGUAAUUAUAUGUUAGAAGUUCAAUUGUUUCUUUCCCAUGCAUUUCGUGAUUCUCCUGAGUGGGGUGUGGGGCAGUAUCUUUCGCCUCAGACCCAUUUGCCCGUGGUAAAUGUAGAUGUGUGGUGUACUGUUGUUACUGCAGCAUCUGUGAGAACCUUGUUUUUUUUUUGGGCGAGAACUUUGCGGAUCUUGGAACGUGUUGUUACAAGUCUGGAA